Coniophora puteana RWD-64-598 SS2 is the source of this 432-nucleotide messenger RNA. RefSeq lists its product as uncharacterized. The record is from RefSeq and is a predicted model, not a curated record. Lineage: Eukaryota; Fungi; Basidiomycota; Agaricomycetes; Boletales; Coniophoraceae. The transcript has a single exon. The annotation marks the transcript as partial.
GAUUAUUCUCUCCAACAGCUUGAUACGCUCACCAUCUUCAAAGAUCAGAUCCACGAACACAAGACUCUCAGAGUCAACUAUACAACAUACGACUUACGACGCGAGCAGGACAUUCUCAAUCCUCGCUCACGGGCAGAUCUCAUGGUCUUGUCUGAUGCAUCAGCAGGCGAUGAUGCUCCUCACCCUUACUGGUUCGCGCGGCUGGUAUACACUUUUCACGUUAACGUUUAUUUCCGGGGCGAGGAUCCUUCUGCAUGUCGACAGGUCGUUGUGCUCCUUGUCCGGUGGUUCGAGCAUGACUCGAGUUAUGCUUCUGGCUUUGAGGCACGGCGGCUUCCCCGGGUGGCCUUCCAUCCUCUUGGAACGUCUCAGUGCUGGGACUUCAUUGACCCAGCUACCGUGAUUAGAGGGGCUCAUCUCAUCCCAGGCUUC